AUGCGGGGGAAGCCACCAUUUGUAGAUAAUGUGCCUCGAAGUAUGCAUCCCUCCGUUGAGCACAUUGACACUUGCGUCCCCGUAACGGCGCUCAAAGCGCUCGAGUUGAGGGAUGUCAAGCUUCUACUCCAAGCCCAAGGCACUUAUAUCAGGCUCAUUGAUGAAGUGAGUGGGAAUCUACUCGCAGAGCUGAAGGCCUUCAAGCGAAACCAUGUGCACGGGUUCGUUGCUCUCAGCCAACAAGAGCAAGCUGCCGGACCCUCACAUGCCCGGUUCAUUGCCUGGGGAGGACAGUCCGUGAGAGCUUUUGACUUGUUUCUCUCUGUUCAGGAGCCCAGUGCAAGACUCGCGGCUGCAAGCGCUGAAUAUCAGGGACCGGAUUGGAUCCUGGCUGGUUGUGCGUCCAGCCAGGAGGAGUCCGCGACUGCAUAUGUGUUGACGGCCCACAAUGCCGUUCUUGGUCUGCAUAUAGUAGAUGGAGACGGGUCAAAACAUGAAAAGGCUGUUCACAUAAAGCCACUUGUUACUGGUGUCAACACGAUUUUGUACUCUGCAGAUAUCGUCGCCCUCUCGGACUCUCACAUCCUGAUCGCUGCAGGGACCGUUUUCGGAGAGAUCAUCGUUUGGUCUUCCUAUCUGAAUGAGUCUGGAGGAGCAGUCGGUUCGAUCCAUCACUUCUUUACAGGCCAUGAAGGGUCAAUCUUCGGAGUCCGGAUAUCUCCUUCUAUUGCUUCCUUGCGCGGCGACCAGAGCGGACGACUGCUGGCUAGUUGUAGUGACGAUAGAACGAUCAGAAUCUGGGACAUUUCUGACUGCGAGCGUACGUCCCGCCACGAUGCGCCGGCGUACUCGACCGAUGGCUUUGAGCUCCGGAGCACUGGCUUCGGUGCUGUAGCUCAUGACAAUGAGGUCGGUUCCGAGAAAACCAUUGCCAGUGCUUUUGGGCAUCUGGCUCGAAUUUGGGGCGUUAACUUCCUACCUGUGGGAGAGGGAUUAGGCAAAGUGAAUCUUAUAUCUCGUGGUGAAGAUGCGACGUGCAUACUAUGGGAUCUCACAUGGGACCCGUCAUCACAGACACCCCAGUUCAAGCUGACCGAGGGCAUCUCCAUCCGCAAACACACUGGCAAGCACGUCUGGUCCUUGGAGGUGCGCAGCACCGAUACUGAGGCGGUGAUUUAUACCGGCGGGGCUGAUGGAGCCGUGAAGAACUUUACCAUUAAGGCAGACGAGAAUGGAUCUCUCGUUCUACCCAAUCUACACGACCGCAUUACGAUGACAGUUGAUACUCAAAAUCCAGAACCCCACGUUGAAACGUCCAUCAAAGGCUUUGAUUUUGUCUCACAGAACGAGUUCAUUGCUGUGACUGCCCGUGGCGAGGUUCAGGUCGGUCAUAUCAAUGCCCAAGACUUGUCUAAACAACAUAUCUUUAAAAAAACAUUAUUCGUCGAAGAUGACCUGCGAUCUUAUUCAGUUGUUGGCAGCUUACCACAGGAGGGUAUUGCCCUCGUGGGUAACGCAAGAGGUUCUAUUCGGCUUUACAAUCAUAACGUCAAGUCCCUGACAAGGCUUGUCGACGUCGGUCAAAGACCUUUGAUUUUGAUCCCCCUCGACUAUAACCAGGUUUCAGAAUCAGAAGCAAACCUGGUAUUCACUGUGUCUUAUCCAAACUCCGAGACAGCAGAGCUUUUCAUGGUAUCGUUGUCAGGUGAUGGACCGUCCGUGGAUAGAAUAACUAUCAAUCUCCCGUACGGCUUCGGUAUGGCAUCUGCAUCCUUGGUAUGUGGUAAGCAGUACCUGGCACUCGGCUCCCUCACUGGCAAUUUCGCUCUGUAUAAGGUGGCCAAUACCGAGAGCAUCGAACCCGUCAUGCCCCCAAGCAAGCUACACGGUCGUGAAGGACUCAGCUACAUCACGUCAUUCUCGUCGCUAUACGGCGAGGAAGAACAGCUGCAUCCGUACUUUUUGACCUGUGGACGGAGCGGGACAUACGGAGUGCACAAGCUGGUUAUCUCAGAAGGCCCGGAGCCUUCUAUUUCGCUUCAAACCCUGCAUCUGGCCUCACUGGCUUUCAACUGUGAGAUUCAAGGAGCCUAUAUCGACAAGGUAUCUCAAGACCUCAUGAUCUACGGAUUUCAGCCCAUGGACUUUGUGCUUUGGAACGAAUCCGCGCAGACAGAAGUCGCUAGGCACAAGUGUAAUGGCGGCCGGCGCGCCUGGGCUUUCCAGCCUAACAACACAAAAGCUUGGGCUGGGUCACUCCUAUGGAUUCAAUCCGGCUUUAGUGGCAUGGAGAUACAUCCGGAAGCCAGCCGGACCUUGCGUUCUGGCAGCCACGGAAGAGAGGUGAAAGCCAUGUCUGCGACUCAGCAGGGUGGACUGGGCCCGUUGUUCGCAACGGGAUCGGAAGAUACAAAUGUGCGUAUCUUUACACCUCGCGAUCCGCAGUCUGAGAACCGCUGGGGUGCGUUCAAAUGUCUACGGCUCCUGCGAGAGCACCACACGGGUCUUCAGAGUGUGGGGUGGUCCACGGACGGGCGCUUCCUCUUUACGAGCGGUGGUUACGAGCAGUUCUUCGUUUGGCGGACACACUCGAUUCCUCGAUUUGGACUUGGAACGACAUUGGAUGGGGAGUGUCCAAAGAGCGAUCCUAACUCGGAUCUUCGGACAACGAGUUUCGACGUAUUGGAGGUGGAGGACGAGCAGGCAGAGGGUUCGUUCCUAAUCUGUCUGACCUAUUCCAACUCCACCAUCAAGAUCUUCCAUUACACCUCAUCGGCCGAAGGAGGCAGCUUUACCCUCUUAGCGAAUGGCACCUACAUGAGCAAUUGCCUGACGCAAGCAAACUUUAUGCUCAAAGGCUCAUCACUGAGCCUAAUCACAGCUUCCACAGACGGCUACUUUACACUCUGGGACCUGACCUCCGUUCUGGAACCUUUCUACACGAUCACAUCACCUCUGCGUAUGAAGCAGACCAUCCAAGGAGCAUCCAUCACCCCAGCAACCAUCUCAUGCGAAAACCGCUACCAGAUCCACUGGAACAGCAUCAAGAGCCUAGAACUGGCCGAUCUAUCAAACACCCUGUCCUUGAUCGUCGCGGCCGGCGACGACAACUCGAUGACCGUCACUCUUCUCGACACGAGCAUCGAGAACGGCGCGGCCACAUGCACCAUCGCAGUCCCCGACGCCCACGCAGCCUGCAUAACGACGACGAAGAUCCUCGCGCAGGACCUGAACCCAAGCGACGGAACUGCUCGAUUCGCCGUCGCAUCGUCCGGCAAUGACCACCAAGUCAAGAUCUGGUGGAUCGACAUUGACACGAAGAUGAACGGGGCGGACCGGAUCCAGAUCAGCAAGGCAGCGGAGCGGUACAGUUCUGUGGCGGACAUUUCGUCGCUGGACAUCCUCCACGAUGCGUCGGGAAGUAAGCUGGUGGUGUGUGGAACUGGCAUGGAGAUGUUGCGUCUGCAGUUGUAG
Molecule: messenger RNA, 3474 nt
Organism: Aspergillus tubingensis
Lineage: Eukaryota; Fungi; Ascomycota; Eurotiomycetes; Eurotiales; Aspergillaceae
Product: tRNA (34-2'-O)-methyltransferase regulator RTT10
Exons: 3
Coding region: 1-3474 (1157 amino acids)
Biological process (GO): tRNA methylation
Cellular component (GO): cytoplasm
Molecular function (GO): protein binding
Source: RefSeq, a predicted model, not a curated record